CAAGUUAUCUUAAAGCCCACCUUCACCCUUCCCUACAAUCGCCGGUCACCGGCAUCAUGCUCUGACGCCACCAUUAUUCUCGUCCAAUCAUGCGGCGGUUCUGUGUCUGAGAUCCGAACGUUUUUCUUCCUUCCUGUUUAUUCUGUCUCGACACCUGGAAUUUGGUCGAGGGAAACUUCUGGGAGUUCUCGCUAAUUGGCUGGAAGAUGAAGAGAAAGUGAAAAAGUUUUUGAAAAUGAAUUCAAGGGAAGGAGUGAAUGAUGGUCGAACUAGAAUUGAACCAAAUGAUUCUCUUCUCCCUGGUCUUAUUGAUGAUGUUGCCCUGAAUUGUCUUGCUUGGGUUAGUAGAUCGGAUUAUGCUUCACUAUCUUGUAUAAAUAAAAGAUACAAUAAGCUGAUUAAAAAUGGGUAUUUAUAUGGGUUGAGGAAACAAUUGGGACUCGUGGAGCAUUGGGUUUAUUUGGUGUGUGAUCCAAGGGGGUGGGAGGCAUUUGACACCAUGAAAAAGAAAUGGAUGUCAUUACCUAAGAUACCGUGUGAUGAAUGUUUCAACCAUGCAGACAAGGAGUCCUUGGCUGUGGGCAGUGAACUAUUGGUAUUUGGUCGGGAAUUGUUGGAUUUUGCUAUUUGGAAGUAUAGCUUGAUUCUUCAUGGUUGGGUUAAAUGCCAGGGGAUGAAUCGGCCGCGUUGUUUGUUUGGAUCUGGUAGUCUUGGCUCCAUUGCCAUUGUUGCAGGUGGAAGUGAUAAAAAUGGAAAUGUUCUAAAAUCAGCUGAGUUGUAUGACUCUUCGUCUGGUAGAUGGGAACAAUUACCAAACAUGCACACACCACGUAGAUUGUGCUCUGGUUUUUUCAUGGAUGGCAAAUUCUAUGUGAUUGGUGGAAUGUCAGGUCCUACAGUUUCAUUGACCUGUGGAGAGGAGUAUAAUCUUGAGACAAGAAGUUGGCGGAAAAUAGAGGAUAUGUAUCCAUUUGUUAAUGGGGCUGCUCAGGCACCCCCACUCGUGGCAGUUGUGGAUAACCAGUUAUUUGCUGUGGAGCAUCUAACCAACAUGGUGAAGAAGUAUAACAAGGUAAAGAAUGUCUGGGAUGAAUUGGGAAGGCUUCCAGUCCGGGCUGAUUCUUCUAAUGGAUGGGGUCUGGCUUUCAAGGCUUGUGGGAAGCACCUUCUGGUCGUGGGUGGUCAGAGAGGUCCUGAAGGUGAAGCUGUUGUGCUGAAUUCCUGGUGCCCUGCAUCAGGGGUAAAAAAUGGCACCUUAGAUUGGCAAGUUCUUGCUGUGAAGGAGCAUGUUGGGGUGUUCGUGUACAAUUGUGCUGUUAUGGGUUGUUGAGAUGUUUGUAGAUUGACUCAACAGAAGGUGAUGGUAUCUACAGUCUGACUUAGCCUACAAGGGUGCUUCCCUGUGCAUUUCGCUCUGGGAGAGCUUGCUCUAGCGGAGAAUUUGGUUUCUUUCUUUUUAACAUGGUUUAUUUGGAUGUGUUUCUCCCUUUUUUAUGAUGGUUGUCAUUUGUUUUUAAAAUUACUAAGUAGGCUCACACAGAUAUUUCUGUCAUGUUUUUUCUCUCUCUUCAUAAUAGCCAACUAUGUAAACCAAUAAAUCAAGGAUUUUCAUUGUUUAAUGAUUUUGGUGCUCAUGGUUUGCCGAUC
Neltuma alba is the source of this 1647-nucleotide messenger RNA. RefSeq names its product F-box/kelch-repeat protein At5g60570. The transcript is spliced from 3 exons. NCBI's taxonomy places the organism in Eukaryota, Viridiplantae, Streptophyta, Magnoliopsida, Fabales, Fabaceae. The coding region runs from base 236 to 1330 and encodes 364 amino acids. The record is from RefSeq and is a predicted model, not a curated record. Gene Ontology annotation, molecular function: protein binding. Gene Ontology annotation, cellular component: nucleus.